UGUUACGGGAUUCACGCGAAGGCAGCAUUAGGGCUUUGAUUGAAGCCGUGUGUCCCGGAGUAAACGUCUUCCAUGGGGCUAGAAGACCGGCUGAUUGACGAGCCCUCUUGGAGACGCUGGGUGGGUUGAAUCUGGGCGUUAUGUUUGGAUUUUGUUAUCGGAGCUACCGGCUAGUUGGUUGCACUACGAGGAACCGGCAGCAGGUGCAUGUGGAUGGCGAUAAAACUCCAGGCAAACUCCGCUCUCUCCACACGGUUUGACCGUCGGUGCACCCACGAAAUACUAAAAUAAUCGAACCAAAACCAAAUUUUGGUUUGGGAAAGAGAGUAAGGAUGCUUUUUACGGCUUUUCGUUUUCGAGAAUAGCGCGUUAAUCCAAGGAAAGAGCAACGUCCCGUCCCCGUUCCUCCGCACGCAAACAUGGAGAAGAAAGUGAGCGUUACACUUAACUUACUUCAACUUUAGUUGUCGUAUCUGUUGUAAACUUUUCCUCUCUGGAUACAUGGUGGGACUCUAGCAGAGAUUGUUUUCAGGAUAUCACUGAGCAGAAGAGGCCAUGGAGAAGAAGAACAAGGCGACCAACCGGACCCGCUCCGCCGACGGCAGAGCUAAAGACAGAGUGGACAGCGUGGAUCCGUAUGGCUUUGAGCGCUCUGAGGACUUUGAUUAUGAGUCGUAUGAAGAGCUCAUGUCUGAGUAUCUAGUUGUGCUCACCCGACGAUCCAUCAAGUGGUCCAAACUACUGAAAGGCAAAAGCAAGGUGCAAAAGAAUGUGAAAUUGAAGCGUUACGUACGCAAAGGGAUUCCCAACGAGCACCGGGCUCUGAUUUGGAUGUCAGCCAGCGGGGCUCAAGACCAGCUAGAGAAGAACCCAGGUCACUACCAGUCCCUACUGGGAGCCCGGCACGACCUCAAACUCAUGGAGACUAUCAACACAGACUUGCACAGAACAUUUCCAGACAAUGUUCUGUUCCGUAAGACAUCCAUCCCAUGUCUGCAGAAAGCGCUGUACAAUGUGCUGCUGGCCUAUGGUCACCACAAUCCAGCUGUGGGCUACUGUCAGGGGAUGAACUUCAUAGCUGGGUAUCUACUCAUCAUCACAAAAGAUGAAGAGAAAUCCUUCUGGCUGAUGGACGCGCUACUUGGUAGAAUUUUACCAGACUACUACAGUCCAGCCAUGCUCGGGUUGAAGACGGACCAGGAGGUGUUAGGGGAGCUGGUGAAACUUAAAAUCCCCCAAGUCUGGCAGAUCAUGGUGGAUCAUAACGUCAUGUGGACACUAGUGGCCUCCCGAUGGUUCAUCUGUCUCUACAUAGACGUUCUUCCAGUAGAGACAGUUCUACGAAUUUGGGAUUGCCUGUUCUACGAGGGCUCGAAAAUCCUGUUUCGCGUCGCUCUGACACUGAUCCAUCACAAUGAGGCUUUGAUUCAACAGGCCCAGUCCCUGCCAGACGUCUGCCAAUCCUUCAAGCAGAUCACUCAUGGACCAUUUGUUGAUGAGUGCCACACUUUUAUGCAGAAAAUCUUCACUGAACCAGGAAGCCUCUCCAUGGCAACCUUGACUAAGCUGCGGGCAACAUGUCAAGCUCGAAUCAUUGCAGAAGAAUCCUGACCUUCAGUCGGCUACCUGUUGCUCAAACUAAAUUCACAUUCCAGUGGGAUGAGCACCCAGCACCUUUAUAGUCUGAGUCACAGUGACUGCUGCGUACUCUGUACUUUAUGUCUUGCAUAUUCCAAGACAAUCAUUCAUCCCAGGUGUAGGUAUAUGAUCAUGAGAGUAUUCUUAGCAAUUUGCUGUAUGAACUGAUGAUUCCAUAUGAAGUUAACAUGUAGACGUCUUAAGUGAAUAUUUUCUUAUGUUAAAAUGUGGAACUAUGCACUUUAGUCCAGAAAGUCAGAGACACUAAGGAGAAAUGGCCCAACAGGUCAGAUAAAUUCUGUGUUGCAUACUGUAAGCACAGCUGGUCUGCUGCAUUUCAUAUUGUAGUCUCAGUCUUGAACAUUAUAAAGGUUUAAGUUCCUCUGGGUAAACGGUUAGUUGACCGACAAUAUUUAAUGCUGGCACAACAUGCUGUGGUAAUUCACUGUGAAAUAUGCUAAUUUUAUGACAGAUGCUUUAAUUUUCAAGGUAAUUCAGUUUCUGAUGUAGUUAUUAGUGUUGAUGUUAUUGCACCUGUUUGCAAAUGAUUCAAGUGCACUAUG
Molecule: messenger RNA, 2201 nt
Organism: Acanthochromis polyacanthus (spiny chromis)
Lineage: Eukaryota; Metazoa; Chordata; Actinopteri; Pomacentridae
Gene: grtp1a
Product: growth hormone regulated TBC protein 1a
Exons: 8
Coding region: 556-1611 (351 amino acids)
Source: RefSeq, a predicted model, not a curated record